GCAGCACCUUCCUCCUCCUUCUCCUUUUCUUCCUCCUCCUCCUUCUCCUUUUCUUCCUCCUGCUCCUGCUCCUGCUGCUCCCGCUCGCUCCUCUUCCCACCGGCCCCGCGGAGGCUCCCAUGGGGCGCCCAGGUCCCCAGAACCUGACCUGCGUGUCCUACAAGCACCCGAGCGUGCGGGGCGCGCUGGGGGACGCGGGGGGGGCGGCGGCCGGAGCCGUGCGCUGCCCCCCCGGGCAGUGCUGCGUGGGCAUCUGGAACCGCAGCCACGCUCUGGUGCAGGGCUGCUGGGGGGGCCGGGGGGACGCCUGUCCCUCGGCCACCUGCGCCCCCAGCCCCGCGGGCCACCCGGGCAGCUCCGUGCUGCUGUGCCUGUGCCACGGCCACCUCUGCAACGGCAACGCCACCGGGCCCGCGGCGGCCACCGGCGGGCUGGGGGGGCCCCGCCAGGGCCCAGUGGCCGGCCGGGGCGGGUCCUCGGGGACCCUGUGGCUGCUGGGUGCCAGCCCCCUCCUCAUCCUCCUCAUCUGUCUCGGUGUCCUCGGUGCCGUGUCCCUGAUUUGGGGGGUUCCUGUGGGGGGGUCCCCGGAUCGGGGUGUCCCUGGUGUCCCCCAUCCAGGACUGCGCUGGACGAGGGCCCGCGCGGGGCAGCCACCGCGGGGGGGGCGGAGAAUCGGGGUCCCCCCCCCGGAGCCCCCCAGCCCGGACCUGCCUGCGCUGCGCUUCCUGCAGGUGCUGCAGUCCGGGCGCUUCUCGGCCGUGUGGCGGGGCACGCUGCGCCAGCGGCCCGUGGCCAUCAAGGCGUUCGCGGCCGGGGCCCGCCGGAGGUUCGCGGCCGAACGCGCCGUGCACUCGCUGCCGCUGAUGGAGCACGAGAACGUGGCCAGGCUGCUGCACACGCGGGCGGCCGCGCCCCGGGCCCGCGGGGGGCUCCUGGUGCUGCAGCUCUACCCGGCCGGCUCCCUGCGCCACUUCCUGGGGCAGCACGUGGGCACCUGGGCGGGCAGCGUGCGCCUGGCGCUGUCCCUGGCCCGCGGGCUGGCCUUCCUGCACCAGGAGCUGUGGCGUGACGGGCUGUACAAGCCCAGCGUGGUGCACCGAGACCUGAGCAGCCAGAACGUGCUGGUGCGAGAGGACGGCACCUGCGCCAUCGGCGACUUCGGGCUGGCGCUGGCGCUGCCACCGCGUGCCCAGGACAGCGCCGGGAGCCGGCACAGCGUGGCCAUCCGCAAGGCGGGCACCCAGCGGUACCUGGCACCCGAGAUCCUGGACGAGAGCCUGGACCUGCGGGCCUGGGGGCGGGCGCUGCGCCAGGCCGACGUCUACGCGCUGGGGCUGCUGCUCUGGGAGAUCCUGUCCCGGUGCCAGGCCCUGAGCCCCGGAGCCCCGGUGCCGCCGUUCCGCUUGGCCUACGAGGCCGAGCUGGGCUCCAGCCCCAGCGGGGCUCAGCUGCGCCGCUUGGCCGCGGACGAGAGGCGGCGGCCGCUCAUCCCCCCGGCCUGGCACCGCACCCCGCAGGCCGGGGGGGCUCUGCCGGAGCUGCUGGAGGAUUGCUGGGACCCGGACCCCGAGGCGCGGCUCUCGGCCGAGCGGGCGCUGCAGCGGCUCCAGCGCUUGGCCGCGGGACCCGCACCGGCCCCGGGGGACCCCGGCCCGGGGGCCGCCCCCCGCCAGGUCCUGGAGUCUCCCCCCAUGUGGAACCCUGGUGCAGGUACAGGGGGACGCCCCAAACUGGGGGGGCUGCCUUGACCCCUCAGGGGUCAGACUCCCCCCUCAAUCUCCUCCUUUCCCCCCCCAGGACAGCCGCCCCCCCCCAACCCCGCG
Zonotrichia leucophrys gambelii is the source of this 1823-nucleotide messenger RNA. RefSeq names its product anti-Mullerian hormone receptor type 2 (gene AMHR2). Bases 120 to 1748 code for a protein of 542 amino acids. Gene Ontology annotation, molecular function: transforming growth factor beta receptor activity; ATP binding. Gene Ontology annotation, cellular component: plasma membrane; signaling receptor complex. The record is from RefSeq and is a predicted model, not a curated record. Lineage: Eukaryota; Metazoa; Chordata; Aves; Passeriformes; Passerellidae. The transcript has 12 exons. Gene Ontology annotation, biological process: protein phosphorylation; BMP signaling pathway; cellular response to growth factor stimulus.